AUGGAGGGCAGUGUCAACUUCUAUCGGCCGUGGGAUCAGUACAAGAGAGGAUUUGGGAAUGUGGAGGGAGAAUACUGGCUGGGGCUGGAGAACAUGAACCAGCUGACACGCAACAGGAGGGACACGCUGAGAGUGGAUCUGGAGGACUUUGAAGGAAAUCAAGUUUUUGCGGUGUACUCCUCUUUCUCUGUGGGUCCUGAAGCUGAUGGGUAUCGACUGCAUGUUUCAGGAUUCAUCGAUGGCGGAGCAGGUAGGUGUUACAGUUUUGCUCUGUGUCUUUCUCUUUUGGUCCUUCUUGCUGAUAUUUGUCUGCUGCCAUCUCUGUUAUGUUUGUGUUACUUGCCUGCUUUGUUUGGUUCAACCUGUGACUGUUAUUAAAGACUAUUUUGGAUCUUUACCUUUUUGAACAUCAUUGUCUUUACAAGCAUUA
Molecule: messenger RNA, 430 nt
Organism: Carassius auratus (goldfish)
Lineage: Eukaryota; Metazoa; Chordata; Actinopteri; Cypriniformes; Cyprinidae
Product: microfibril-associated glycoprotein 4-like
Exons: 2
Coding region: 1-378 (125 amino acids)
Biological process (GO): elastic fiber assembly
Source: RefSeq, a predicted model, not a curated record